CGGAUGUAAUCUGUGUUGUAUUGUAGUCAGUUUUCCGUUACAGGAACGACGCUGAUUUGACAGAGCGGCGUAAAGUUUGAAAACAGUACGGGAUGGACUCUCCAGGCAAAAGUCGAAGUCCUAGUCCUGCACAGAAAGACCGCAGUGGACCUUCAGAAGAAGAAUCCAGUCCAGUGGCUGAGCGGUCCCCUGAGCCUGCCACGGUCGAGAAAAGCCCCCAAGAGAGGCCGUCCCCUCAGGCCAGUCCUGCAGACCGUCCCUCCUCCAGGAGCCCUGCUUCGGGGAGCCCUGCCUCCAGCAGCUCAGACAGCAGCAGCAGCAGUGAUGAGGAUGAACAUAAUGGAGCAAUGAGGAAGCUUAGGAGCAGCGUGGCUCAGAUCAAAAGAUCAAGAUCCAAGUCUAAAGAGCAAGACCGGUCCAGGUCCAGAGACAGAUCACAGUCCAGAGAGAGAGACAGAUCCCAGUCCAGGGGCAGGGAUAGAUCUAGGUCCAGAGGAAGAGACCGGUCAGGUUCAAGAGACAGAUCCAGGUCUAGAGGACGAGACAGGUCUCGAUCAAGAGGUCGGGACAGAUCCAGGUCCAGAGAGAGAGAUCGGGACCGCUACAACAGAGGACGCUAUAACAGGGAUCGCUAUGAUGAUCGCAGAGAUGACAGAGGCGGGCGGUUCGACAGACGAAGGGAUGUUGACGUUGAUGCAGAUCGCAGGAGGCACGGCCGCUGGGCCUCCCCUCAACCAGAGAGGGAGCCGGUCACAACAGAAGAGCCGCCAGUCAAGAAGAAGAAAGAGGAGAUCGACCCGAUCCUGACGAGGACGGGAGGAGCGUAUAUCCCACCUGCCAAGCUUCGCAUGAUGCAGCAGCAAAUCACAGACAAGAGCAGCCUGGCCUAUCAGAGAAUGAGCUGGGAGGCUCUGAAGAAGUCCAUCAACGGUCUCAUCAACAAAGUUAACGUGUCCAACAUGAUCCACAUCAUCCAGGAGCUGCUGCAGGAGAACAUCGUCAGGGGGAGGGGUCUGCUGGCUCGCUCGGUGCUGCAGGCUCAGGCAGCGUCUCCGAUCUUCACUCAUGUUUAUGCCGCCGUCGUCUCCAUCAUCAACUCCAAGUUCCCACAGAUUGGAGAGUUGAUCCUUAAACGCCUCAUCCUGAACUUCAGGAAGAGCUACCGCCGUAACCUCAAGCAACAGUGCCUGACAGCCUCAAAGUUCGUGGCUCAUCUCAUCAACCAGAACGUGGCCCAUGAGGUUUUGUGUCUGGAGAUGCUCACGCUGCUACUGGAGCGUCCGACAGACGACAGCGUGGAGGUCGCCAUCGCCUUCCUGAAGGAGUGUGGACUCAAACUGACCGAGGUGUCCCCGCGAGGAAUAAACGCCAUAUUCGAGCGUCUCAGGAACGUCCUCCAUGAGUCGAGCAUCGAUAAGAGGGUCCAGUACAUGAUAGAGGUUAUGUUUGCCAUCAGGAAGGACGGUUUCAAAGACCACCCAGUCAUCCCAGACGGCCUGGACCUGGUGGAUGAUGAGGACCAGUUCACCCACAUGCUGCCGCUGGAUGACGAGUACAACACAGAGGACCUUCUGAAUGUGUUCAAGAUGGACCCCGACUUCAUUGAGAAUGAGGAAAAAUACAAAGCCAUAAAAAAAGAAAUCCUGGAUGAAGGCAGCAGUGAUUCAGGGGAGGAUGGAGACGGAAGUGACGAGGAUGAAGAAGAAGAGGAAGAGAACGAGGCAGAGGCAGAAGAUGAAAAGGUCACCAUCUUUGAUCAAACGGAGGUCAACCUGGUGGCUUUCAGAAGAGUCAUCUACCUCGCCAUACAGUCCAGUUUGGACUUUGAGGAGUGUGCUCACAAACUGAUCAAGAUGGACUUUCCUGACAGCCAGACGAAGGAGCUGUGUAACAUGAUCCUGGACUGCUGCGCUCAACAGAGAACCUAUGAGAAGUUCUUUGGACUGCUGGCCGGGAGAUUCUGCCUGCUGAAGAAGGAGUAUAUGGAGAGUUUCGAGGGGAUUUUUUCAGAGCAGUACGAGACAAUCCAUCGACUUGAGACCAACAAACUGAGAAAUGUGGCUCGACUGUUUGCCCAUCUGCUCUACACCGACUCUGUGCCCUGGAGUGUGUUGGAGUCUGUCAGCAUGAGCGAGGACACAACAACGUCAUCCAGCAGGAUCUUUGUGAAGAUCCUUUUCCAGGAGCUCUGUGCCUAUAUGGGCCUUCCCAGACUCAACCAGAGACUCAAAGACCCGACUCUGCAGCCGUUCUUUGAAGGUCUUUUUCCUCGAGAUAAUCCGAGGAACACUCGCUUCGCCAUCAACUUCUUCACCUCUAUUGGGCUGGGAGGAUUGACGGAUGAGUUGAGGGAACACUUGAAGAACGCUCCCAAGAUGAUCAUGACACAGAAUCAGGAGGUGGAGUCCUCUGACUCCUCUGACUCCUCAUCAUCCUCCUCCUCAUCUGACUCCUCCUCAGACUCCUCUAGUGAAUCCGAUUCAGACUCCUCAGACUCCUCCUCCAGCAGCAGUUCAGACUCUGACUCCAAACACAGGAAGAAGAAGAAGAAGAAAACACCAAAAACUGAGGAGAAGAAGAACAAGAAGAAGGAGAAGGUCAAAAAGAAGAAGGAGAAAUCGUCUGACAAGAAGCGUGCGGGGCGAAAGAGUGACGGCGGGGAUGACAGUGAUGAUGAGGAGCAGCAGAAGAGGCAGGAGAGGAAAGGUCGUGCACGCGAGUUAGAGGAGCGAGAGCAUGUACGUCGCGGCAGACGAGACGAAAUAGCGCAAGAAGAGGAGCGCCAGGAAGAGGAGAGGAGACAAAAAAUGGACGUUAAAAGCCGGCAAAGAGAUGGAGAGAAGGAGAGAGACAGAGGGAGGGAAAGGGAGAGGGAGAGAGAGAGGAUGAGAGAGAAUGAGGAUAAGAGGGAAACUGAGAGAGAACGAGAGAGGCCGAGGGAAAGAGAGAGGAAUAAAGAGAACAGAGACAGGAACAGAGAGAGAGAGGAGAGGAGGAGGAGGUAAAGCUCUUAGACUGUCAUUCUAAAGCAGCAGUGAUGCACUGAUGAUUGACAGACGUCUGAAGCCUUCAUCUUUUCCUGCCGUCAUCCCUCUUCACCUCACCCUGUCUCUCUCUCUGGUGUUUUUCAUUUGGGACCCAUCUCUCGCUCUCUCGCUUAGUCUGUCUAUCUGUAUUUUCUAAUAAUGAUAUUUGUUGUUUAUGAAAUAUGAAAACAAAAAACAUUAAAGUUGCUUUAGAUGUUUUUUAA
Labrus mixtus (cuckoo wrasse) is the source of this 3250-nucleotide messenger RNA. It is a transcript of the gene cwc22, whose product is annotated as CWC22 spliceosome associated protein homolog. Gene Ontology annotation, biological process: mRNA splicing, via spliceosome. Lineage: Eukaryota; Metazoa; Chordata; Actinopteri; Labriformes; Labridae. Gene Ontology annotation, molecular function: protein binding; RNA binding. Gene Ontology annotation, cellular component: catalytic step 2 spliceosome. The coding region runs from base 93 to 3005 and encodes 970 amino acids. The record is from RefSeq and is a predicted model, not a curated record. The transcript has 20 exons.